AUGACAGAUGCAGAGAGAAAUGUUUACUUAACAUUUUUAAAAGAUUUAAAAGUAAAGAAGAAAGAAUAUCAUGAAUUUGAAAAAUCACUUAAUGUAUUACAAAAUUAUGCUGCUUUGAAAGGAUUGGUGGAUGAUGAUAUUGACUUUCUAGCAAAUGUUAUUAUGAAUACAGGUUUAGGUGCUACUAAAUUGGUGCCUUUAGUAAAAUGUUUAGUUCCAGUGUAUAAAGUACCUGAACAUACAGUUAAAUCUAUUCUUUCUUGGUGCUUAUCAUCUAUAAAUGAACUGCCUAUUACUUUAUCUACCGUCAUUAUACAAUGGAUAAUUGGUAUAUUAGAUUACCAAUUGAUAGAUGAAAAAGUUAUAAAUAUAUAUUAUAAUGUUUUCUUUUACUGGAUGUUAAAAAAAGAAAGAUUGGAAAGACAUAUAGCACGUCUCAUUCAUGUAUUGACAAAGCCAGAGGAUAUAUCUCGCAGAAAUGUAACUAGAUUAUUAGCUCUUCAUAAGAAAUAUUCAAAACCUCAAAAACACAUUAUUGUUUUACUAUCAUUAUUCAAAUCUUAUAAACCUGAAUUAGUUCCUGAAAAAGUUCUAUAUAUAAAUACAAAAAGUGCAUGGUCUCCAAUACCUGAAAUUUUACAAGUAAUGCUUCAAGAUGCUCAAACUCGUUUCGAGAAUCAACAAGUACAGGACUCAAAUUUAAAUUCUUUUAACUGGGAUAAAUUUAGGCUUAUGAAGACAAAAAAGACAGAAUCUUACAGUACAGUACCUUUAAUACCAUCUAUAGGAUAUUUCCAAAUUGGUUCUAGUAUUUUUAAAGAAAAGAAAACAAAGCCUAUUUUUGAUGUUUCUAGUACAGAAGAAUUGGGAAGGUUGCAUUUAGACAUAGAAUUACCAUGUAAUGCUGUAUCUCUUUUAGCUAAUACAGCAGGAUUUCAUCUUCUGACAUUUGCCGAUUUCCAAUAUCAAAGUAGAUUUUCUUAUAAUCUUUAUAACACCUUAAUAAGAGCUUUUAUGUUGGAAAAUGAAAAAUUUUCUGCGGAAGAAAUUAAUAAACUACUUGAUAUGACUAUAGAGUUUUCACGAUACAUGCAACAAGACAUACUUAUUGUCAAUCGGUUUCUUGAUGAGUAUCUGUAUUAUAAUACAGGAGAAUAUCAAUCAAAAUUACUAACUUUGUUACAGUGGACAACUUCGAUGUCUAUUAACGAUUUGCAGGAAAAAAUAUUAGUGCAUAUCCAAAAUAUGUUCUAUGAAUCAAACUUAAGUACAAAGUGUGAAAUUAUCAAAAUGUUGAAAAUGUUGAUCACAAAUUUGUUUGUUAGUCAAGGAUUUGAAGACUGUUGCCAUAAAACACCUGCUCCAUUUUUAGGACAAAAUGCAAUGAAUAAUUUUGAAGAAGCUAUUCCCAUUCUCACAAAGAUUUCAGAGGACCUUAUUACAUCUGGUUUAAACAUGUAUUUGUAUGAUAUUUUGUUUCUUUCAGAAGCAUUAUCGUUUUAUGAAGAGAUUUGUACAUUGGAAAAUCGGAGUGCUAUAUUAUCCUUUACAUUAGCACCCCCUGCAGUGAUUUAUGCAUGUUUAAUUACAAAACACUGUGCAAUUUUAUCAAGGAUAUGUAAAUUAUUAUUAAGAUAUUAUGACAGAAGUUCAAAAUUAAAAAAUCGUAAAACACGUAAGUUAUUAAAGAAAGAAAUUCACACUACACUUGUCUAUGCUAAAGACAUUGUGGCAGCAUUAUGGUAUAAUACGCACUCUAAGGAAAGCAGUAAUGUCUUACAAAAUAUUUUAAUGAAUGUGAUGACAAAUUUAGAAUAUUGUAAUACAGAUCGUUUUUUGAAUAUUGAUAAUCAUUAUGCAUUUUUACCUUACAAGUGCGUGCUCAACGAAACAGGACUAAAUAUCAGUACAAAAGAGGAUACUAUGAGCGUAGCCUUGUAUUAUUGUCCAAUUAUAAGUGAAUUUCUUAAUGUAUUCAAAAAUCAACGAUAAAUUUAGAUAUAAAAAUAUUUAUAUUACUUUUGAAGUUUAUUUUUAUGUGAUAAUGAUAUUCAUAAUACUCUUGUGAUCUAAUAAAUGUU
This is a messenger RNA of Eufriesea mexicana, 2081 nucleotides long. Its product is annotated as centromere protein I. Gene Ontology annotation, cellular component: kinetochore; inner kinetochore. Gene Ontology annotation, biological process: mitotic sister chromatid segregation; CENP-A containing chromatin assembly. Bases 1 to 1992 code for a protein of 663 amino acids. The record is from RefSeq and is a predicted model, not a curated record. The transcript has 15 exons. Lineage: Eukaryota; Metazoa; Arthropoda; Insecta; Hymenoptera; Apidae.